AUGCAGGAACUCUCUGUCAUCAAUGACUCCACCACCGCCAACCUGACGACUGGUACUCUCGAUUCGGUGUCUACAGAAAUCAAGCUGGAGAUCCUCAAACUCAGCAGCUGGAAACACUGGCGUUCAGUGAAUCGUGGGAGUCGUACCGAAAGCUGUGGAGAUCACUGGACAAGACGUUGGUGCGAGAAAAUGUGCUCAAGAGAGUACUGUACACUGGUUCGCGUUGAACGAGGGAUCCGCAGGUCUCACGUCCUGGAACUAGUGUGCACUCGUGCUGGUCGCGCAAACACAGAAAAGUCUCAUCAAACAGCCCGAUAUUGGGGAACGGGAUGGCUUCUUACUCGUCAAAUCUCUGGAACUGUCUUGUCUGGGCAAUGUGAGUUGCUAUCGCCGCGUCGAUGCAACCGAUGA
Yarrowia lipolytica CLIB122 is the source of this 411-nucleotide messenger RNA. The record is from RefSeq and is a predicted model, not a curated record. NCBI's taxonomy places the organism in Eukaryota, Fungi, Ascomycota, Dipodascomycetes, Dipodascales.